AUGGAUACCAAGAAGAAGGAUACUAGUAAGUCGCCCUCACAUUCCAACAGCUCUUCUCCUUCAUCAUCUUCCCUGUCUUCAUCUUCCUCUAAAGAGAAAAAACGACCUAAGAGGCUUUCCUCUCAGAAUGUGAAUUACGAUUUGAAGAAAAGAAAAAUCAUUACCUCUGAAGACAUAGAGAAAACGUUCAAGAACGAGCACAACAACCUUCCACUUGAAGGUGAUAUUAUGGAAGAAGAACCUAAGAAACUUCUAGAAAAAGAUUCUAAAGGUAACAUCAUCAAACUCAAUGAACCAUCCACCAUUUCAGGAGACUCCAAGACAUCUGUCACUGGACUACCGUUGAAUAAAGGCCCUUCUGAAAAAAUUAAGCGUGAAUCUCUUUGGAAUUAUAGGAAAAACUUGGGAGGCCAAUCAAACAAUGCGGAAAUAACGCUGGUUCCUAGUGAAAAAUUCACUCAGGUAUCUAAAAACUUUCAGGAUUUGAACAGAGGUGAUUUAAGAACGUUCUUAACUGAGAAUAUGACUAAAGAGAGCAAUAUAAGAUCAACCAGGGGUUGGAACAGCGACAUAAUAAACAGGAAUAUUAAUCAUGAACCCGAGGCUGGCCAUGAUAAUAAAAAACUGUUGAACGUUAGAACCAAAGUAAUACUUUCAACAAAUCCUACUUAUGAUUCAAAGAGUAAAUUAUUUGGUCAAAAUUCUAUCAAAUCAACAUCGAAUCCAAGUGAGAAGAUUUUCAAGGACAAAAACAACUCAACCAUACACUUUGAGAAUGAAGAUUUUUGUUCGGCCUGUCAUCAAUCAGGUUCUUUUUUGUGUUGUGAUACUUGCCCCAAAUCCUUUCAUUUUCUUUGUUUAGACCCACCCAUCGACCCAAAUCAUCUACCUAAAGGCGAUUGGCAUUGUAACGAAUGUACGUUCAAAACCCUCAUAAAUAGUUCAUUGAUGAAUUUAAGAAAAAACGAAUCCAAUUUUAUCAAACAGAAUAAUAACGUCAAAAUCUUUGCCAAAUUACUUUUUAAAAUAGAUUCAUCUAACCCAAGGCAAUUCCAGUUACCAGAUUACAUUAAGGAGACCUUUCCCGCUGUAAAAACAGGUUCUAGAGGACAAUACUCUGACGAGAAUGAUAAAAUUCCAUUAACUGAUAGACAAUUGUUUAAUACUUCCUAUGGCCAAAGCAUAACAAAAUUAGACUCUUACAACCCAGAUACACACAUAGAUGCAAGUUCGGGUAAUUUUUUAAUCUGUUACAAAUGUAAUGAAACAAGGUUCGGUUCAUGGUCUCAUCCAGAAAAUUCAAGAUUAAUAAUGACCUGCGAUUAUUGCCAGACCCCAUGGCAUUUGGAUUGUAUACCGAGAGCGUCUUUCAAAAAUCUGGGUUCGAAAUGGAAAUGUCCUUUACAUUCUCCAACUAAAGUUUACAAAAAGCCACACCAUUGUCGAGAAGACAAUAUUUGGAGAGAACAACGGUUGGUAAAUAAGAAACAUCAAGUUUAUUAUGAACCCUUACAAAAAAUAGGCUACCAGAAUAACGGAAGCAUUCAAAUUAUACCAACUGUUAAUGAUAUUGAUAGCAAUUUUAAUCAGGAUUUCAAAAUUACCCAAAUAGACGAAAACUCUGUUAAGUAUGACUUUUUUGAUAAAAUUUACAAAUCAAAAAUGGUCCAAAAAAGAAAGCUUUUUCAAUUUCAAGAAAGUUUAAUUGAUAAACUAAUAUCAAAUGCAUCUCAAAAUGGCACUAACGAAGAUAACAUGAUUAAAGAUAUUGCCUCAUUAGUAUAUUUCCAAGUAAGUAACUGCGAUAAGGGUGGUGACAAAAAAACAGGCUCCGAAAAGAAUAAUUUGAAAAAAUUAUGGGACUUAAAAGAGCUGUCCAACCUUGUCGUCCCAAAUGAACUAAAUUCUAUACAAUUCGAUAACUUUUCCAGUGAUGAAGUUAAAACUCUGUUAUGUUUGAGAAAAAUUAUUGAGUCCAAACCAAAGGACGAACUGUUAAAAUUCUUAAAUUUGAAGAAUCCUGAGAAUACAUGA
This is a messenger RNA of Saccharomyces mikatae IFO 1815, 2034 nucleotides long. RefSeq names its product Rco1p (gene RCO1). Gene Ontology annotation, cellular component: Rpd3S complex. The record is from RefSeq and is a predicted model, not a curated record. The coding region runs from base 1 to 2034 and encodes 677 amino acids. Gene Ontology annotation, biological process: regulation of transcription by RNA polymerase II. The transcript has a single exon. NCBI's taxonomy places the organism in Eukaryota, Fungi, Ascomycota, Saccharomycetes, Saccharomycetales, Saccharomycetaceae.